This is a messenger RNA of Styela clava, 1866 nucleotides long. The record is from RefSeq and is a predicted model, not a curated record. NCBI's taxonomy places the organism in Eukaryota, Metazoa, Chordata, Ascidiacea, Stolidobranchia, Styelidae.
AUGGACACGCCAGACAGUAGCGCAAUAACUAACGACAAAGUUACGGAUGCAAACCGACCAAGUCAUGGAGAUUUGCUUUUAACUUCCCUACGUGAUCUGAGAGAUCAGGACAUUGUUCAAGAUUUUACAAUUCACGUUGGCGAAGUUUCCUUUCGAGCACACCGCGCCGUGCUUGCUGGUUGCUCUGAUUACUUCCGCGCUAUGUUCUCACACAACACGAAAGAAAAUGGAGAAGGAUCUGUUGAAAUGAAAGAGGUGGACGCAUUUGCUGUCGGAAAAUGCAUUGAAUAUAUGUACACGGGAAAAUCAGAUGUAACAGUCGAAACAGCUGCGGAAAUACUAAAUGUUGCCAGGGUGAUGCAAAUUGAUGAACUCACAAAAAUUUGUUUCGGCCGCAUUGAAGAAAACUUAUGUCCAGAUACGUGUCUUGCCGCUGCAGAAUUAUUGAAAUUGUUCCAAUGUAACGAUUUAGAAGCAAAAGUUGAGAAUUACAUAAAGCAAAAUUUUGAUGAUGUCAUAUUAACUGAAAAGUUUUGUAUCUUUUCGGCAAAAGAAACCUUAGAUGUUAUUUUCAAGUAUGCAAAGAAUGAUGAUAUGACAUGGAAGUACAUAGCAAAGGAAGCUUCGGAUUUCGUCAACCAAUUUUUAGUCGAUCAUUUCGAACAAAUUGUUUCUAGAGAAGAAUUUGUUGAUCUUUCCGAGAAGGACGCUUUGAUGAUUUUCCUUGCAGAAGAUACGGAAUAUUUAGCUCCUGAAAAAUUGAGAUGGAAUGCGGUACUUAAAUGGAUUAAGUUCGAUGAAACACGAACAUCAAAUUUUCCAACUUUAUUGAGAACAAUAAACUUUUCCGAGCUGUCGCAUGAAUUCAUCGAAAAUACCAUCAGAAAAGAAGUUCUGAUGGAAAAUAAUUUAGAAUGCAUCUCGAUAUUGAUGGACGGUGUUUUCGACUCUAAAAGUAAAGAUCGCAAGCUAGAUAACGCCAUAGCAGUGAUGUUGAGGGAUGGAACUAUCAAUGGUUAUCGAUAUGCCGAGAGAAAGUUUUUCAGCAUUCCAACACUUCCAAAUUCUAUAGUCUGGAAAAUAUUUUCGAUAAACAACAAGUUAUGCCUUCUGGCCAACAAAUCGAUGUAUUACUUAAAUAAGAGUAACAACUGGGUGAAGAAAACAGAUUUAAAAAUGUUUGAUCCAAAAGCACAAGUUACCGUACUUGGCGACAAAGUUUUCUUUGUUGGUCAAUCAAGAAUGCAAUUUUACGACAUAGUUGAAAAUGCUUGGAAAAUUGAUCUACCAGAAUGUCGAAUAACAGAUAAAUUCUUCGUAACUGGUCUAAAUGGAAGGAUAUACGCUUUCGGAGAAGGGAUUCUGAGAUUUUAUGAUUUGGGAGAUAAUCAAUGGCAGCGAUUAGAAGCAGAACAAAUUGAACACGGUUCAUCAGCAACUUCAUAUCGACAAAAAAUAUACAUUUUGUGUCCGCAGCUCCAACAACUAGUAGUUUUCAUCCCUGAAAAUAUCGAGGCACAAUGGGAAACACUCGCUUGCUCACUGCAUUACAUGCCAGUGGACGCUACUAUUUCUGUUGGGGAUAAUAAAUUGAUUGUAUCUUACGAGAUGUCUAAUAAACAAAUUGCACUAUUUGGCUAUGAUUUUACAUUUAAUCAAUGGAUUACUAUUACUGGAUCCAAUGAAUCGAUUCAACCCGCAUUAAGUUUCGGGUCUCGUCGAAAUAACACCAAAGGCUUUUUUGGAUCUAUUCUGAGCCCUCAAGGUCUCAUACCAGCCGAAGUCAAUCCCGAGGCCUCUAACUCAAAUAAAAAGACUGAAGUAUUCCGACCGUUUUCUUCAUGUUCGUUUAGAAUGGCUCAAUAA